AGAACUGAGAAGCGGCAUUUCGGCGCCUCGAGAUCUCAUCGCUACGAGUCGCGGGGAAUCUUGGCUCGAUUGACCGGACCGGACCGGUCCGGUUCGUCUAGAAAUCAAUCGCCUAUUUCUCGUUUCUUCAUCGUUACAUCCCAGCGAGACGGAGACGGAGACGGAGACGGCGAGACGGAGGCGGCGAUAAUGGGUUCACCGGUGGUGUAGAUGGGAUCAGAGUUAGAGCUGUACGCUAUGCGGCCUGUCGCUGUCGGGUUCGUGAAGAAGGCGGUGACGGAGAGCAAGGAGAGAGGGCGGCAGGUGUCGCGGCUGGAGGAGUCCAUCAAGAGUUUGGAGGAGGAGAAGCGCAAGAUCGAAGCUUUCAAGCGCGAGCUCCCUCUCUGCAUCCGUCUCGUCUGCGAGGGCGUGAUCGAGGAGUUGAAGAGGGAGAUCGAUCGGUUCCGCGCCGAGGGUUUCGGGCGUGUGUUCCUGGAAUUCAUGCCGAUUAAGGGCAAAAUCAACGAGAGUACCUCGGAUUUCAAAGAUAAGAAGAACUGGACGAGCUCGUUCCAACUCUGGAUCCGCGAGGAAAGUAAAGAUACCAAAAACAUGAUAAGAUGAACUUUAAAGAGAAAUCAGUAUGUGAUUCUCGGAACGGCGGAGACGCGUCCCUGCCGGUAUUGGAACUAUACAGCUCCAAGGCGGAAGAUGAGUCUGCCGCUGUGUUGUCUGACCUCUCUCUGUGCUCUACCGCGAUCACUCAUGGCUUUGUGACUCCGGCCAUCAAUAACCAUCCAGUUAGUUGCCGUAAGUGUACUAAAGAAUCCCUGGAAGCAUCUCUGGUGGCGGCGCCUGGCACACAGUGUGGCUUGCAUUCGCAACAGAAGCAGCCUAGGAAGAUGAGGAGGUGCUGGUCUCAGGAUCUGCAUCGGCGGUUUGUGCUGCUCCGUGGUGCUCAUGGUGUGGAUUCAUGACCGUUCUCUUAUCGUAAUUUACUUGGCCCUAUAAAUGGGUUAACAGGACGGGGUUUGUGUCCAUUAAAUCGGUUUGUGUCCCAUUACAAGGAGGGCUAAGACAUGUGUGUGGAGCCUUUUGAUCCGAUUGUGCUUCAUAACUGUUCUUAUAGUAAUUUACUUGACCUUAUAAAUUGGUUAAUGGAACGGGGUUUAUAUUGUCAUGGGUAAUUUUUUUUUUAAAAAAAAUAUCAAAUAAACUAUUUUAUCAAAAUAUAUUACCUAUUUUUUUGUUUUGGAUUCUUUUACCAUUACAUAAGAUUGUACCUCAUUGACCCAUUUUUUAUUUUGGAUGUUUUUACCAUUAAAUCGAAUUGUAUCCCAUUGUAGGUGUGGAUUCAUGAUCGUUCUCUUAUAGUAAUUUACAUGACCCUAUAAAUGGGUUAAUAGGAUGAGGUUUAUAUUCUCAUGAGCAUUUUUUUUUUUGAAAAAUAUCAAAUAAAUUAUUUAUCAAAAUAUAUUAUCUAUUUUUUUUGGAUGCUUUUGCCAUUAAAUGAUUGUUUCUCAUUGCAGGUGAGACACAUGUGGAGUCUUUUGAUUUGAUUGUGGAUUCAUAAUCGUUCUCUUAUAGUAAUUUGCUUGACCCUAUAAAUGAGUUAACAGGACGGAGUUUAUAUUUCCAUGGACAAUUUUUUUGGAAAAAAUAUUAAAUAAACUAUUUUAUCAAAAUAUAUUAUCUUUUUUUGCUUUGGAUAUUUUUACUAUUAAAUCAGAUUGUAUCCCAUUACAGGUGUGGAUUCACCGUUUUCUUAUAGUAGUUUACAUGGCACUACAAAUGGGUUAAUAGGACGGGGUUUAUAUUCCAUUAUGGAUUCAUGGCCGUUCUUAUAGUAAUUUACUUGGCCCUAUAAAUAGGUUAAUAGGGCGGAGUUUAUAUUCUCAUGGGUAAUUUUUUUUGGAAAAAAUAUCAAAUAAACUAUUUUAUCAAAAUAUAUUACUCAUUUUUUGAUUUGAAUGCUUUUAUCAUUU
This is a messenger RNA of Zingiber officinale, 1964 nucleotides long. Its product is annotated as myb family transcription factor EFM-like. Gene Ontology annotation, molecular function: DNA-binding transcription factor activity. The coding region runs from base 600 to 956 and encodes 118 amino acids. Gene Ontology annotation, biological process: regulation of DNA-templated transcription. NCBI's taxonomy places the organism in Eukaryota, Viridiplantae, Streptophyta, Magnoliopsida, Zingiberales, Zingiberaceae. The record is from RefSeq and is a predicted model, not a curated record. The transcript is spliced from 4 exons.